CCCAUAUCCCCACCCCCACCCAGCCUUCCCCGGCAUGUACACAAUCUACAAUCCAUACAUAAUUGGCGCAGUGUCGACCAUGGGCGGUCUGCUCUUUGGUCUCGAUAUCUCGUCGGUAUCGGCUUUCUUGGCCAUCGACUCAUACCAAGACUACUUCAAUCACCCCAGCGACAUCGUUCAGGGUGGUAUCACCGCCGCCAUGCCUGGCGGUGCGUUCUUCGGCGCGAAUAUCGCGGGCCAUGUUAGCGACCGAUUCGGUCGUAAACCGUCCAUCAUCUUCGCGACCAUUUUCUGGAUCAUCGGCUGUAUCCUGUCCUGUGCCGCGCAAAACGUCGGCAUGCUUAUAGUCGGCCGUUUCGUGAAAGGUAUAUGCGUCGGCUGGUGCUCGAGCCAAGUACCUGUCUACCUCGCUGAACAGGCUCCUAAGGCUAUCCGUGGUCGCCUCGUGUCAUGUCAACAAUUCGCGGUCACCAUCGGUAUCCUCGUCAUGUUCUACCUUUCCUACGGCUGCUCCUUCAUCCCAGGCCCAACCUCCUUCCGCCUCGCAUGGGGUCUGCAAAUGAUCCCCGGGUUCCUGCUCGCGGUCGGCAUGCUCUUUCUUCCAGAGUCCAGCCGCUGGCUCGCCGCCCACGGGCGGUGGGACGAGGCAGAGAAUGUGAUCGCGCGGAUUCACAAUCAGCCCCUGGAUGCGCCUCUCGUGGCGUACGAGAUCACUGAGCUGCGCGAGGCGAUGCGUCUCGAGAAGGAGGCACCCAAGGUCACCUACGGAGACAUGUUCGGGAAGCGCCUGCGGUCGCGCACGAUUGCGGGUAUCUCGUGCCAGCUUUGGAGCCAGCUCGUGGGCAUGAACGUCAUGAUGUACUACAUCGUCUACGUCUUCCAAAUGGCGGGCCUCUCUGGCAACUCCAACCUCAUAUCAUCCUCCAUCCAAUACAUCAUCAACUUCGUCAUGACGAUCCCUGCCAUCCUCUUUGUCGACAAAUGGGGUCGCCGCAUCACGCUCCUGACGGGUUCUGCGCUCAUGGCCGGCUUCUUGUUUGCCGUUGCUGGUCUGCUCGCCGCGCACGGGCACUACGUGGACUCUGUCGAUGGCAAUGAGAACAUCCGCUGGACGAUCACAGGUGCGCCCUCCAAGGGCGUCAUCGCGUGCAGCUUCCUCUUCGUCGCCUCCUUCGCCGUCACCUGGGGGCCGGUCUCGUGGCUGUAUAUCGCCGAGAUAUUCCCGCUGCCCGUGCGAGCCAACGCCGCUGGGCUCGCGACGAGCACAAACUGGAUCAUGAACUUUGCCCUUGCAUUCUUCGUCCCCCCCGCGUUCCGCAACAUCCAAUGGAAGACGUACAUCGUCUUCGCCGUGUUUUGUGUCGCGUCGUGGGUGCAAGUAUUCUUCACGUUCCACGAAACGAAGGGACGCGCGCUCGAGGACAUCAGCGAGCUGUUCGAGUCGGGAGCGUCGCCGUUCUCGAAGCGUCGCACUGCGAAGAUGUACGAUUCACAAGAGAAGGCGGCGCACCACUCGACGGCGGACGUGCACCACGACAAGGACGAGGCCUAAGGCCUCAGCCCGUAUUGCUUCUAUUUCUUUUCCUUCUGCCUGCUCGCUAUUAUUUUGCUAUUUUCGACGAAAAGUUCUCGUUCGCGGUUUCUCCCCUCAUCUCGCACACGCAUUUACCCGUUCCCCAUUCUCAUAUCAUACGACCCACCACUCCCCAACCCCUGCCUCUCGUCAUCUAGCAGGUCAGCUCCCUUCCACACAAUCACGACCACGCCAGAUGCAGCUCUUCGGCUCAUCUGCGCGCUCACCUGCGCACCUCGCUACGCGACAGCGGCGAGGCUAAUUUGAACCCGUAGUAUCUACUCACCUGGCGAUGACGAUUGAAGGAUCUCUGUCGCCCACAGGAUUACAGAAGUACUGAAUAGUAGUGUCUCAAGUUGUAUCUCGCAGUCAAAAUUCAAACUUCUCAUAAUGUAUACCAUCCCUUGGCAAUUUGUCGUCUGUC
Molecule: messenger RNA, 1997 nt
Organism: Heterobasidion irregulare TC 32-1
Lineage: Eukaryota; Fungi; Basidiomycota; Agaricomycetes; Russulales; Bondarzewiaceae
Product: major facilitator superfamily
Exons: 7
Coding region: 35-1552 (505 amino acids)
Biological process (GO): carbohydrate transport; transmembrane transport
Cellular component (GO): membrane
Molecular function (GO): carbohydrate:proton symporter activity
Source: RefSeq, a predicted model, not a curated record